Symbiodinium pilosum is the source of this 660-nucleotide messenger RNA. The record is from the annotation of a GenBank genome assembly. Lineage: Eukaryota; Dinophyceae; Suessiales; Symbiodiniaceae.
AUGGACGUGAAGGACUUGGCCCCAGGCAAGUCAGUGCGACUCCACGACCUCAAUGCAGCAUGGCUGAAUGGUCUGGUCGGUACCCUCGUCCAGCUGGACGAGAGCAACGGCCGCUGGCAAGUGGACCUAGGUAAAGAUGUUGGAGUCAAGGCGCUCCAGCCAAAGAAUCUCGCACUUCACGCCGAGGAUGAGGGGGAGGAGGAGGAAGAGCAGGAGCCGGGCAAUUGGAUCGAUCGGCUCCUGGGUUCGGAUGGCCAAGGCAAAGGAACAAAGCAGUCCGACGAACUCGAUGAGAUCGAUGCUAUUGCAGAAGGGAUCGACGAGGACGACAUGCACGAUGAUAACGUCUUCGAUUCGAGAUUUCUGGAGGAGGAGGACAUAGAGCCAGAGGAGGAGAAGCCUGAUGAAACCGGGCCCGACGAGGCUCCGCCGGAGGAGGAAGAUCCUCAGGAGGAGGCUGAGCAGGAGGCCGAACCAGAAGAAGCAGACCCGGAGGAGGAUGAGCCACCGGAGGAGGAACGUGAGGAGGUUGAGGAGCCAAUGGAGUCUGAAGAGGUUCCUCCGGAGGAAGAUGACGACCUACACGCGGCGCCAGAAGAUGUAGAUCAGGAUGAGAACAACGAACACGAGCAUCCUGGAGAUGAGGAGUACGAUCCGGAG